Nanorana parkeri is the source of this 2100-nucleotide messenger RNA. It is a transcript of the gene SLC13A5, whose product is annotated as solute carrier family 13 member 5. The transcript has 12 exons. Gene Ontology annotation, cellular component: membrane. NCBI's taxonomy places the organism in Eukaryota, Metazoa, Chordata, Amphibia, Anura, Dicroglossidae. Bases 252 to 2015 code for a protein of 587 amino acids. Gene Ontology annotation, molecular function: citrate transmembrane transporter activity; sodium:dicarboxylate symporter activity; succinate transmembrane transporter activity. The record is from RefSeq and is a predicted model, not a curated record. Gene Ontology annotation, biological process: citrate transport; monoatomic anion transmembrane transport.
UGACUUUCUCCUCCCAUGUGAUGGUCUAAUAAGGGUGGACUGUGACCUGGCCUCAACAUGCAGCUUGAAAUUUCAAAACACACCUUGAUUACCUCCCACUAUCUACCUCAGCACUAUAUCAAUGAGAGGAAGCCUAAGAGGAUCACACAUAUCUUUUGAGUUCUGUGAGGACAGAACUUGCCUGGAUUGUCGAUUUGCAGGAAUCUGUUGGAGAACCUGUACUCACUCCAGCUGUAUAGUCCGUCUUCCAUAUGAUGGCACCAUGUGUGAAACAACUUCUGAAUUGCAAGAGGUUAUUUAUUUUGCUUUUAACUCCCCUGUUGCUGUUACCUUUACCGCUCGUCAUCCGUACAAAGGAAGCCAGUUGUGCCUAUGCCAUUAUCCUCAUGGCUGUUUUCUGGUGUACGGAGGUUAUCCCCCUUGCAAUCACAGCUUUGCUACCAGUUCUGCUCUUCCCAAUGUUUGGAAUUCUAGAAUCAAAACAGGUGUGUAUGCAGUACCUGAAGGACACCAACAUGCUGUUUGUGGGAGGAUUAAUAGUAGCCGUGGCGGUGGAACACUGGAACCUACACAAGAGGAUAGCACUGAAGGUUCUGCUCAUUGUUGGAGUUAGACCACCUUUGUUAAUGUUGGGGUUCAUGGGAGUCACGGCCUUCCUCUCAAUGUGGAUAAGCAAUACUGCAACCACAGCCAUGAUGGUUCCCAUUGUGCAGGCAGUCCUCGGUCAACUCAAUAACACUGAACAGGAGCCUUCCAUUUUGGAAUCAGAUGGGCAAGCCAACCCAGCAAUGCAACUGGAGGAAAAGAAUGCCAUACCUAUGAUAGAAAUGCCAAUAGUGGCGAAUGGCCACACACAGGAAAUCUCCACAGAGGCUAAAGAGAAGAAGGAGAAGAAGCAUAUUAACAAAGGCAUGAUGCUGUGCGUCUGCUAUGCAGCCAGUAUUGGAGGUACGGCCACAUUAACAGGAACGGGGCCAAACCUUGUACUGAAAGGACAGUUUAGCUCGAUUUUUCCCAACAAUGGUGAUAUCUUGAAUUUUGCCUCCUGGUUUGGCUUUGCCUUCCCUAACAUGAUUGUGAUGUUGUGCAUAGCUUGGUUGUGGCUACAGUUGUCCUUCUUGGGAAUAAACUUAAAGAAGUCAUGGGGCUGUGGAGCUAAAAGUUCAGAGAAGGAACGAGCGGCUUAUAAUGUCAUCCGAGAAGAAUACCGCAAGCUGGGGCCAAUUUCCUUUGCGGAGUUUAAUGUGCUUCUUCUGUUCACUGUGCUGGUCAUCCUUUGGUUUACAAGAGAUCCCGGUUUUGUUAGAGGUUGGGCCACCGUACUCUUCAAUAAGGACAAUGUAGAGUAUGUAACAGAUGCCACAGUGGCUAUAUUUGUAGCUGUCCUUCUUUUUGUUCUACCAGCGAAAAGACCUAAAUUUACCUGCCAUAAACAGAGUGACAGUUUUGAUCUGGAAGAUCCCCAAGAAGAAGAAGAAUCAUUUAUGUCAGCACCAUUACUCACAUGGAAGGUUGUUCAUAAGAAGAUGCCAUGGAGUAUUGUUCUUCUUCUCGGGGGAGGCUUUGCAUUGGCAAAAGGCAGUGACGCAUCUGGUCUUUCUACAUGGCUUGGUCAUCAGAUGACAUUUCUUCACAGCAUUCCAGCUUGGGCCAUCGCCAUCAUUCUGUCAUUAAUGAUCGCUGUCUUUACUGAAUGUGCCAGUAAUGUUGCUACAGCAACUCUGUUCCUUCCCAUCCUGGCAUCCAUGGCCAAAUCCAUUUUGGUUAAUCCACUGUACAUAAUGAUUCCUUGUACGCUGAGCACCUCCUUUGCCUUCAUGUUACCUGUGGCUACACCCCCUAAUGCCAUUGUCUUCUCUUAUGGUCAUCUCCAUGUUUCUGAUAUGGUGAAAACAGGUAUGAUGAUGAAUGUCAUCGGUGUAUUAUGUACGACGGUAGCUAUUAACAGCUGGGGCCGCGUCAUGUUCGACCUGGACACAUUUCCAGCAUGGGCCAAUACUACAGAUGGAAACUGAUAUAAAGAAAAUGUGUGCCAAAAUACCUGUGCCAUAAACACUUAACUCAUGAACACAAAAGCUAAUAUGGAGCCUGGUUUGUCAA